Cynara cardunculus var. scolymus (artichoke) is the source of this 1557-nucleotide messenger RNA. Its product is annotated as pentatricopeptide repeat-containing protein At5g66520-like. Lineage: Eukaryota; Viridiplantae; Streptophyta; Magnoliopsida; Asterales; Asteraceae. Gene Ontology annotation, biological process: RNA modification. Gene Ontology annotation, molecular function: protein binding; RNA binding. The record is from RefSeq and is a predicted model, not a curated record. The transcript has a single exon. Bases 1 to 1557 code for a protein of 518 amino acids.
AUGUCAACAACGACCGGAAGAUGCCUUUUGCUGCUAGAGAAAUGCAACAACAUGAAGCAACUAAAACAAGUUCAUGGUCAAGCAAUUACAUGUGGCCUAGGAGAAAAUCACUAUGCUUUGAGCAGGUUAUUGGCUUUCUGUUCACAGCCUCAUCAUCAUGGUGGCUUGUCGCAUGGCUUAAAUAUCUUACAACACACUAAACAACCCUCUAAUUGUUUAUAUAAUACCAUGAUCAAAGCUUGCUUGUUUCGAAACGAAUUGAAGAUGUCGUUUCAGUUAUACAAUCGGAUGCUUGAGAACGGUAUGUAUCCUGAUAAUUACACACUUCCUUACAUGUUGAAAGUUUGUGCAUACAUGGAAAAUUUUCGUCUUGGAGAGCUGGUUCAUGGGCAUUGUUUGAAAUUGGGGUUUUUGUUUGAUAGUUUUGUGGGAAACACCUUGAUCAUGAUGUAUUCUUUGUUUGGUAACAUGGAAGAUGCACGGUAUGUGUUUGAUGAAAUGCCAAGGCGAUGUGUUGUGUCAUGGACAGUUUUGAUAUCUGGGUAUGCUAAAAUCGGGGAUGUUGAGCUGGCUCGAGUUGCGUUUGAUGAAGCACCGAUUAAGGAUAGAGGAAUUUGGGGUUCUAUGAUUUCUGGGUAUGUGCAGAAUAAUUGUUUUAAAGAGGGUUUAGAGAUGUUUCGUUUAAUGCAAUCAACAAGCAUUGUGCCUGAUGAGGCUCUAUUCGUGAGCAUACUUGGUGCUUGUGCUCAUUUAGGAGCACUCGAGAUUGGGAUUUGGAUUCAUAAACUGCUGAAUGAGAUAAAAUUGCGUUAUAGUGUGAAAUUAGGCACUGCAUUGAUGGAUAUGUAUUGUAAAUGUGGGAAGUUGGAUGUUGCUAAGAAAGUGUUCGAUGAAAUGCCUGAAAGAGAUACCAUUUGCUGGAAUGUUAUGAUCUCGGGACUAGCAAUUCAUGGGAAAGGAUUACGCGCUCUUAGAUUGUUUUCAGAAAUGGAGGUGGCCGGAGUUCAACCGGAUGAUGUUACUUUCAUUGCUGUAUUCACCGCUUGUAGUCAUUCCGGUAUGCAACACGAAGGUUUAAAGUUUUUCAACAGAAUGUGUAAUGAAUACAAUAUCAACCCAAAAACCGAACACUACAUUUGCAUAAUCGAUCUUCUUGGCAGAGCUGGUUUAUUUAAAGAAGCGUAUGAUAUAAUCCAAAAAAUACCGAAUUCUUGUAGCCCAAAAGAAGCAGCCGUGGCAUGGCGAGCAUUACUAAGUGCUUGCCAGAGCCAUAAACAGAUAGAAUUUGCGCAAAUGGCAGCGGAGAAACUGAUGGAAUUAGAAAGCGAUAGUGGGGUUUACGUACUCAUGUCUAAUUUAUAUUCGAGUACUGAUGAUGUUGAUAGCCUGCAACGGACUAGAAAGUUGAUGAAAACCCGAGGGCUGGAUAAAGUACCUGGGUGCAGUUCUAUUGAGGUUUGUGGUGUCGUUAACGAGUUUGUUGUUGGCGAGAAAACGAAUCGUAGGAUAGAAGAGAUUCACACACUUUUGGAGAAUUUGAAUAGGCAGUUGGAUUGA